Molecule: messenger RNA, 1365 nt
Organism: Brassica napus (rape)
Lineage: Eukaryota; Viridiplantae; Streptophyta; Magnoliopsida; Brassicales; Brassicaceae
Product: probable myosin-binding protein 6
Exons: 3
Coding region: 112-1092 (326 amino acids)
Source: RefSeq, a predicted model, not a curated record
UUUGUACAUAAACAUUUCGUGUUUUUGUAAUACUUCUGAACCAUCAAUUUUUCUUCUGUGAACUUCUGCUCGUCCACAAAACUAGUGUUCUUCUGUAAAUCUAUCACAGAUAUGGUAGGAAGAAGCUACAGCUUAAACAUGCGUGGAGUUGAGUCCCAGGAUCUUAGGAUAGCUCUUUAUGAAAUGAAGGAAGAUGUUCAGAGACUCCAAGAAGAGUUAGACGCCGAGAGAGAAGCCACUGCCACGUCAGCGAGCGAAGCCAUGUCAAUGAUUCUAAGGCUCCAAGGAGAAAAAGCUGCUUUGGUUAUGGAAGCUAGCCAGUACAGGAGAAUGGUGGAGGAGAGAAUGUCUCACGCUGAGCUGUCCCUGGAGCUUUUGGAGGAUCUGAAUUACCAGAAAGAAGACGAAAUCAAGAAUCUCGAAAGCAGGUUAUAUGCCUACAAAUGCAAGCUUUUGAGCUUGGGAUGUAAGGGAACCGAUGAUGAUCGUUCUUUUAGUGAUAUGAGAUGGUGUGAUAGAUCACAAACACCAUCUCCAGAACCGGUUGAUACAGAUGUUUUGGUUCCUGUGGAGAAGGAAGUUAUUGAGCAGAGCUUGGAUUCUUCAAGAAAACAUCAGGAGAAGAAUUUAGAUUUGUGUUGGGAUCAGAUCAAGAAGCUAGAUGAGCAAUUAAAAGAGCUUACAGAUUCUAUAAAAAUGGAGACGUUCUCUGUGUCAGAAACUAAGAAUGGAGAAAUAAGUGAAGCUUUUGCUGCCAGCUCGUCAAACAUUCAAGAUAUGGUUCCAAAGGUGUGCAAGAAAUCAUCUAAACGGAAGAGGAAAAGAAGCGUAAAGAGAGAUCAUGUACAAGGUGGUUUUUCUGAAAAUGAUGCAGAGUAUCAAGCAGAGUUGCAGCGGUUGAGAGAGAGAGUAGAGCAGCUUGAGCGGGCUAGAUGCACCGCAGAGCCUCAAACUAGUGAAGUAAAGCAAGAAGAAGAGUUAAGUGUUGUCCAAGCUGAAAUGAAGGAUUCAAGAACAACUGUGGAGUUACUUCCUUGUUAUGACUCAGCUAUUGUCUCUGUCCAAGAGGCAAUGCUUUACUUCUGGCUGUGAGACAUGCCUGGACUUGGCGGCAUUAGAGCGAGUAAGAAUACACUAACUGAGAUUUCUACAAAUAGGAAGAUCAUCUUUGAUUUAAUUUAAGAAGUAUACAAGCCUAUAAGUGUGUCAUUAAGGUGUGAUUGAGAUUGUAUUUGUGUUAUUUUGUUUGCUGGUAGCAAGAUUCACCUUUUUGUGUAGUUGAGCCUUUGGGAAGCAAAUAUGGUUCUGUUUGCUAGAUAUUUCAUAUCAGAGAAUUUAGAGAAGAAUGAAAGUGAAAGUUACUAA